AUGCUUAAUGAAACGACUACGAUGAAGCCGGCCAAUUUGGCGAUAGCUGCGGGGACGGCAAAGACGGUGGAGAAAAAGGUGAUGGAAAAUGGUACCAGUACUACUACUACUGCGAUCACACCGACCACUACGUCAACUACAACAUCAACUAGUCCGAAGACAACUCCAAUGACCGAGAUCUCGUUUUUCACUUCCUCGGAUGAUAUCUUUUCAUUGGACCAACAACCUAAACAGUCAUUGACCAAAGUUUCAAAACUGGAUCUUCAGAAUCCAGGAAAGAUUAUCGGAUUAACAGUCCGAGAUGGUCAAUUACUUCAUGUUGCCAAAUCACACGGCGAAAUUGAUAUUCUGAAUUCAACUUCUUUUGAAUUCUUGAGGAGUUUACAUACAUCUACUACUAUUCAUCGGAUUGGUUACUUUGAGGAUGGAAAGAUGGCUGUGAAUGAGGCUAUUAACUCCACUUUGAAUAUCUAUGACGUGGAGGGAAGGGUCAUCAAUCAGUUGGGCAUUGAAUAUCAAGUGCUAGAUUUGAAGAUCUUCAACGAUACGGUAUGUUAUGCAUAUUGUUUUUUGAUUAGCUCAGUUCUUACGGGUUCAUGAAGCUGUCGAUGCAAAUUUAUAACGUCUUUUUGAAAUGCCAAAUUUCAGAUCUAUGUUCUAAGCAGGACCAACUCCACAGUUUAUGUUUACGACAAAAAACUGGAGCUAACCAGUGAGAUCAAACUCUCAGAGGUUCCAAAAGAGAGUUGCAACUUUAUCCUUCCCACAGAAUCCUCUCUCUACUUCUCCUGUCAAUCCGGAAUCAUAAAAUCAUCGUCAAACGGAACCAUCAUCGGUUCUGCCUCAAUCCCUGGUGGUUCUUAUUCCCUGGCCCUUCUUCAAAAUGUCGAUGAAAUUUGGGCAGCUCAACGGGGUCGGGCGGAAUUCCACGUCUACUCUGAAGAUCUUAAAUUUGUGAAAAGAGUCAUCGCCGACCACGAGGAGACGGCGCUCUGGUCGAAUGUUGUGAAGCAAGACGAUUUAUUGUACUGUUUGGAUUAUGUUAUCAACUCGAUUACUGUCUAUCGGAUAUAA
Messenger RNA from Bursaphelenchus xylophilus (pine wood nematode), 1074 nucleotides. The record is from the annotation of a GenBank genome assembly. Lineage: Eukaryota; Metazoa; Nematoda; Chromadorea; Rhabditida; Aphelenchoididae.